Cuscuta campestris is the source of this 866-nucleotide messenger RNA. The record is from the annotation of a GenBank genome assembly. NCBI's taxonomy places the organism in Eukaryota, Viridiplantae, Streptophyta, Magnoliopsida, Solanales, Convolvulaceae.
AAUGAGAAGAAUAUUUCCAGACGAACCAAAAGGGAAAAUGAGAAGAAUAUUUUCGGACGGGGAGUACUAAAAUAUUUGUCAUUUCUUAAUACAGUAUUUACAAUUAUUUUAGUUUCUUAAUAGUACAAAAAAGGCCAGGUUCGUCUUUGCAGCUGGAAACGGGAUCCACAAUGACCGGAGAAGGGAAACUUCCGCCAUCGCCGCCGGCGGCAAAUGCUCAACUCUUCGGCCUGUUAACAAAUCUUCUCCAGCAGGUUGAGUCACUCUCUAAUCAAGAGGAGGUGGAGUUACGCGCCAAGAUACAGGCCCUAGGGCAGGAAGUCACGAAAGUUCCUUCAAAAUCAGCACCUCAUCUUGAUGAGAUGGAGAUUGCCAAGGAGUUGGAUAAGCUAUCAUCAAAGCUGGAUGAUGUAGAAGAGAUGGUUUCCUCAGCGGGCCCUCAGGUCAUGUCUCUCUUAAGCACAACUUCUGAUCUAUGGAUGCCUGUCAUGACUGCCGGUGCCGAUGAGGGUAUGAGCUUCACAGAGACGGUUCGUGAGGAGAAUCAUAAUGUUAAUGGGAAAGAAUCCAAGUAGGUUGUUAGAAUGUUAUUGUUUUCUUAGUUUAUUUAGGCCAUAAUUUACACGAAGUUUAAAAAAUUGUCAAUAAUGACUCUUUUUUCUCCGUUGGCAAUGAACUCUGUUUUGCUUUUCUGAAUAAAUGGUCUUAAUUUACAUUUUGAAGCUCCGGAUUUUCUGCAUGAAACUAUUGAAGCUACUAUACAAGCUCCACAAUGGAGCCAUACAUACAUUUUGAUUUGGAAAGGUGCACAUGAAUACUCUCACAUGUUUGGUCCAUUUCAAAAACAUUCUCAAGACUUGUGACAA